CUCCUCCUCCUUCCUCCUCUCUCUCACGUUCUCUUUUUUUGUUUUCCAUUUAACUCGCCGGAGAAAAAAAAACACAUCACGCCGGCGAGAGAUACUUCCCGGAGAAAUAACUCAUCAAGAAGAGAGAAACUCAAAAGCUACUAAGAUGGAGUCAGAAUUCCAGCAGCAGCACUUCCUGAUCCACCACCAGCAACACGAUCACCAACACCAAAGACCAAGAAACUCAGGAUUGAUUCGUUACCAAUCAGCACCGAGUUCUUAUUUCUCCAGCUUCGGCGAAUCGAUCGAAGAGUUCUUAGAUCGACCCACGAGUCCCGAGACUGAGCGAAUCUUAUCUGGCUUUUUACAAACCACCGACACUAGCAACAACGUCGACAGCUUUCUUCACCAUGCUUUUAACAGCGACGGAACUGAGAAGAAACCUCCUCCUGAGGUUAAAACAGAGAAGGAGGAGGAGGAAGAGACUGAGAUUCCGGUGACGGCGAUGGAGGUUGAGAUUCCGGUGGGUUCUGAUUCGAUUGGGUACGCUUCGGUUUCGAGGAAUUUGAGUCAGAAUAAGAAGAGACCUAGAGAUGAUCGGACUCCUCCUCCGGCGAGUAAUCUAGCUCGUCAUAAUAGUUCGCCGGCCGGAUUGUUUUCAUCCAUUGACGUUGAAACAGCGUAUGCGGCUGUAAUGAAAAGUAUGGGAGGUUUUGGUGGGGGUAAUGUGAUGAAUACAAGCAAUACUACUGAUGCUUCGUCUCUUACUCCUAGAAGCAAGCUUCUUCCUCCGGUUUCUAGAGCGAUGAGUCCCAUCUCUGAGGUUGAUGUUAAGCCUGCUUUUUCGUCUAGAUUGCCGCCUCGGACACUUUCUGGUGGGUUUAAUCGUUCGUUUGGGAAUGAAGGGUCUGCUUCCUCUAAGCUUUCGGCCAUUGCGAGGACCCAAUCUGGAGGUCUAGAUCAAUACAAAACCAAGGAUGAAGAUUCAGCUAGUAGACGUCCUCCUUUGGCGCAUCACAUGAGUCUGCCCAAGUCUUUAUCAGAUAUUGAACAGCUACUCUCAGAUUCUAUCCCGUGUAAGAUCAGAGCCAAGCGUGGUUGCGCCACUCAUCCUCGGAGCAUUGCCGAGAGGGUGAGAAGAACCAAGAUCAGUGAAAGAAUGAGGAAGCUGCAAGACCUUGUUCCCAACAUGGACACGCAAACAAACACAGCAGACAUGCUGGAUCUUGCGGUUCAGUACAUCAAGGACCUGCAAGAUCAAGUGAAGGCGCUCGAAGAGAAUCGGGCAAGAUGUAGAUGCUCUAGUGCAUGAAACUAAAAUUCCUCAGUGUGCGCGAGUGCUAGCCAUGGAGGGAUAUGUGCAUAGAAGUAUCGGUUCGGCCUUUGGAGAAAAGUCGAAGAUAGCAAAGUAGAGAAGAGAUCAUGAACAGAGCUAAAUAUGGUGGAUGGUGGUGAAAAGGGUUUUGUAAAGUUGGAACCCUUUUUUUUGGUAGGGAAGAAAGUAAGUUUGUGUAAUGGUCCGAACUCCAAAGCUAUUCUAUUUUGUUCUUACAACCCCAAAAAAAGAAAAAAAAGCAGAAGUGAUGUACAAUGAGAAGCUUCUUUUAUUGUUGUAACUCAUGAAUAAUCAGGGUAAUUAGUUAUUUUCUUUUGCUAGGAUCAUCAUCAA
Messenger RNA from Camelina sativa (false flax), 1648 nucleotides. Its product is annotated as transcription factor bHLH122. Gene Ontology annotation, cellular component: nucleus. Lineage: Eukaryota; Viridiplantae; Streptophyta; Magnoliopsida; Brassicales; Brassicaceae. The record is from RefSeq and is a predicted model, not a curated record. Gene Ontology annotation, biological process: regulation of transcription by RNA polymerase II. Gene Ontology annotation, molecular function: RNA polymerase II cis-regulatory region sequence-specific DNA binding; protein dimerization activity; DNA-binding transcription factor activity, RNA polymerase II-specific.